Molecule: messenger RNA, 605 nt
Organism: Brassicogethes aeneus
Lineage: Eukaryota; Metazoa; Arthropoda; Insecta; Coleoptera; Nitidulidae
Source: the annotation of a GenBank genome assembly
AGUUUAAAUAAAAUCAUUUGGGUAUAUGAAUCAUUCCUAUAGCGCUACGCGCUUUUUAUUUUGGUACUGGUUAUUUUCUAUUGAUUUUCUGUAAUAGAAAAUGUCAAGCACAAAUGGAAAUACUCAGAAAAAUAUAGUGAAAUUGCUAAGCCUAGAUUCAAAGAUCCAAAACUUGCUGAGAGAGGCUGUGCAGGCGCGAGAGUUCGCCUAUGCCCCCUACAGCAAAUUCCCCGUGGGUGCAGCACUUCUCUGCGACGAUGGCGUCGUCUAUCCUGGUUGCAACGUUGAAAACAUGUCGUUCACAGUCGGAACGUGCGCAGAGCGAUGCGCAAUAUUCAAGGCGGUGUCGGAGGGCCGCCGCAAGUACAAAGCGAUCGCAGUCAUCGGCUACCAGGAGCGAUUCUACACGAUGCCCUGCGGAGCUUGCCGACAAAUGAUGAGCGAGUUCGGCAACAUGGACGUCUACAUCGGCAAGCCUGAUUUGCGCGACGUUUUCGUCACCACGCUCGAAGAACUCAUGCCCAACCAGUUUCAGACUGUCGAUCAUGAGUUCUCUUAGGGAUAAGAUUAAUUUAUGUGUAAAUAAAUAGUGAAUUGAAGUUAUU